AUGGCGUAUAUGUGUUUGACUGUUCAUUUCAUUGAUAUGGAUUGGAAGUUGCAAAAGAAAAUACUAAAUUUUUGCCAAGUCACCGGCCACACGGGAGAGAUUAUGGCUCAAAAUGUUGAAGCUUGCUUGAAUAGCUGGAAGUUGAACAAGAUCUUGAGUUUGACAGUUGAUAAUGCAUCGUCUAACGAUGUAGGAGUUAUGUAUUUAAAAAGAAGGCUGAUUUCUUGGAAGAGUUCAGUUUUGAAUGGAGAGUAUCUCCAUAUGCGGUGUUGUGCACAUAUUUUAAACCUGAUUGUGAAGGAUGGAUUGAAGGAGAUUGAUGAUUCGGUUGCCAAAAUUCGGGAUGCUGUGAAGUAUGUUAGAUCCUCAAAUUCAAGAUUAACUAGGUUCAAGGCAUGUAUUGCAGAAGAGAAUAUUCCACAUAAGAGUCUUGUUUGCAUAGAUGUUGAAACGCGAUGGAACUCUACAUACUUAAUGCUAGUAGCAGCUUUAAAGCAUCAGAAGGCAUUUGAGCUAUUAGAGAUGCAAGACAAAAAAUUUGUUGAAGAAUUAAACAAGGGAAGAGGGGUACCUUCAAUUCAAGAUUGGGAUUAUGCUAAGUCCGUCUUACCAUUUUUAGAGAUGUUUUACGAUGCUACACUUCGCAUCUCUGGAUCCUCUUAUGUCACUAGUAACUUAUACAUGAAAGAAGUGUUUGCUCUUGGAAGGAGGAUUCAACAAUAUCGUGAUGAUGAUGAUUUGAGCAUAAGUCUUAUGGCAAGUAAGAUGAAAGCAAAAUACAAUAAGUAUUGGAGAAAUGCAAAAACUAUUAACAUGUUGUUGUUAAUUGCUGUAGUUCUAGAUCCUUGCCAUAAGUUGGAUUAUGUUGAAUGGUGCCUAGUUAAUUCUUUUGGUGCAGAAGUGGGCGGUGAAUUGAAGAUAAAGUUGUCUUCUUGUCUUCAUUCACUUUAUAAUUUAUAUCAAGGUGCAGAAGAAGGAAACCAAGAUGAUACCCUCUCCCAACCGAGUGCAAGUGAUAAAGCCAAAGACAUUUAUGAUAUGGGGUUAUAUUGCUGA
Molecule: messenger RNA, 1056 nt
Organism: Arachis ipaensis
Lineage: Eukaryota; Viridiplantae; Streptophyta; Magnoliopsida; Fabales; Fabaceae
Product: zinc finger BED domain-containing protein RICESLEEPER 2-like
Molecular function (GO): DNA binding; protein dimerization activity
Source: RefSeq, a predicted model, not a curated record